This is a messenger RNA of Toxotes jaculatrix (banded archerfish), 1986 nucleotides long. RefSeq names its product coiled-coil domain containing 17 (gene ccdc17). Lineage: Eukaryota; Metazoa; Chordata; Actinopteri; Toxotidae. The transcript has 15 exons. Bases 1 to 1986 code for a protein of 661 amino acids. The record is from RefSeq and is a predicted model, not a curated record.
AUGGAGAAGGAGCUGACCUGUGGAGCCUGUAACAUGGUGUUUCGCUCCACUGAGCUGCUUGAGAAACAUAAAACACUGCUCUGCAUCGGGAGUGAGGUCGGGAGCCUUCCAGUGCAAACACACAGCUCUGAAAUUGUUAUGAGAAACAAUGGUGGUGGUGGUGUGGACCCUAUACAGACGAGAACCCCUGAUCUUGUUCAGAUGAGAGGUCAGCGAAGGAGCACUAUCAGGUGGAGGAGUGUCGACGCUGAGCCAAAGUCAGGAAGAGCAGAAGACAAACUGGCGACCAGUCAGACAGACAGUGCUGCUCUACAAAAUCUGACUGACGAGUUUCACAAGUUAAGGAUGUCCAUUGCAGAAAAUCUGCCAACCUGGUCAAAAAGGACCACAGAUACUGAGGCGAGUGGGCGUCAUCUGGGUCACAGUGAGAGGCUGAGGGAGAUGAGGGAAAUGGCGAUGCUCCAUGAACGCCAACUGGCCCUGAUACAUGCUCACAACCAGCGGCUGGAGCAGCAAAGAGAUGAGCUGGCCCAUCAGGUAAGUGUCCUGUCUGAGCAAAGCAACGCAGCCCACCUGGAGAGUCUGCUGAUCGAGCUCAGAGAGCAGGAGGAGAGGAAUGAAGAAACACUACAACAACUUGCUGAACAUCUUAGUGCAUUACAUGCACAAAAGGUCUCAGUACCUGCUGAUCCAGGCAAGAAAGAAAUGAUCCAUCAUGACAACUACGGGCUCAUUUCUUCUGUAGAUGGCCCUCUCUCUACCCAGAUAACAGCCCUGCAAAAAGCAUACAUGGAGUCAGGUGGGUCAGAUCCAGCCAUUAUGGCACAGAUGAUUGACCUGCACGCAGAAGCCCAAAGUCUGGAGAAGAACCAACCAGCAGCAUCAGCAAAGAACAGGAGGAAGAAAGCGAAGCCUCCUCAGUGGGGUCCGAGGUGGGAACUGCUGGUUUUGGAGCAGGAGAACCAGAGACUGGAGGAGGAGAUCCUCAGGAUCCAGCUGGCCAGAAAGAAAAACCGUGACUGUGAAGCAGUGAUGACUGAGAUGGAGCUGAGUCAGAGGGAGAAUCUCCAGCAGAUUGCCAGUUUACAGGCAGAGAUGGAGAGAAGCAAAGAAGCUCCCAGGCCCUGCAGACAGCCUCCUCCUCCACCUCCCCAUCUACUCCCACGCCAGAGCAAGACUCACAUUCAUGCACCUCUUUCACUGCUCCAGGAGAGGUCCUUCACCUCUCCACCAGGAAGAUGCAUGAUGGACCCACUGGACUUGCUCGGUCCAGCCCCCUAUGACCCUGCAGCUGGUUUUGUGGUUUUCUUUGACCUGGUUCUGGGAAUUGAUGCCUCUCAGAAGGCGUUGAGUCUGGUAGCAGCUCUCUACUCAGAAGGUCUGGAAGUGGGACCACCGACUCCGCUGCCCCCUGUCCAGUGCUUUCCGGGAGAGUCCCUGCCUCACAUCCACAGCCUCCCACCUGGAAACUGUGCCCUCCUGUCAAUCAAACAGCCUGUACCAAGGAUCCAGCCAUCUCCCUCCCUCUGUCUGGUGGUGGAGGUGCAAGCAGCAAGAGAUCUGGAUGUUUAUAACCAGGAGGUCUUCAAACUGGCGUCCUGUGGCUGGACACAACUGGAACUCUUUGAUCAAUACAACCAGCUCCGUAGUGGCCACUGGAGGGUGCCAGUGCGUAGCCUGCCUAUUAAACCUUCACUAAGCAUUGCUCAGCUCAACUCCAUACCCCAGGUGGGCAACAUGGAGCUGUGUGUACGUUUGGUCAAUGGCCGAGAUGAAGAGGUGCAGACCCUUGCAAAACCCAACCACACCAGCACCAGGCACUAUAAAUAUCCAGGUGUGGUGUCCUCUCUUCCUGUGACUGUCCACAGAAAUGCAGCUCUGCCAGUUUCAGCUCCACAGCCCACAGGAGUGGAUGAGCUCUCUUCCCUGCUGACCCUGACUAAUCACAGAAACCCUCCGCCCACAGAUGGAGCCAGUCCGAGUUGA